AUGCCUCCCUUCCAGUCGAAGAAGUUCCGGCCCUCGACGACGGCCGCCUCGUCGCUGGGCGAGCGCCUGGGAGCGCGGUACCGGGCCAACCUGUCUCGACACCCCUUCCUGCUCUUCGGCCUCCCGUUCGUGAGCGUGAUGGUGGCGGGCUCGUUCUUCCUGACUCCGGCGACGGCGCUGCGCUACGAGCGACACGACCGGCGGGUGCAGCAGCUGGGCAAGGAGGAGGCGAUGGCCCUGGGCUUGCGCGGCGCGGACGAGGACGCCAGCCAGGUGCGCCGGAACCCGCGGCGACGCAUCCUGGGCGACGAGCGCGAGGAGUACUACAAGCUGAUGGCCAAGGACCUGGACAGCUGGGAGCAGAAGCGGGUGCAGCGCUUCAAGGGCGAGCCGGACGGGCGUCUCGCCUAG
Molecule: messenger RNA, 411 nt
Organism: Trichophyton rubrum CBS 118892
Lineage: Eukaryota; Fungi; Ascomycota; Eurotiomycetes; Onygenales; Arthrodermataceae
Product: cytochrome c oxidase assembly protein COX16, mitochondrial
Exons: 2
Coding region: 1-411 (136 amino acids)
Biological process (GO): mitochondrial respiratory chain complex IV assembly
Cellular component (GO): mitochondrial inner membrane
Source: RefSeq, a predicted model, not a curated record